AUGGAGGACAGUGAUGACAGUGAUGCAAAGCUCAGAGAAGAAAUAGAAGCUGAAUUGGAUAAAAUCAGCAUUUCUUCCUUGGAAAAUGAUGAGGUUGAAAAUGAUUCAGAAUCAGAAACUGAGAGUGACAAUAGUGAUCCUGAUUUUGUUGAAUUGCCAGAGUCAGUUCUUCACUAUAUCAGCAUCAUAAAGAACAGGAGUAAAUCCGCUGAAGAACUCAUUCUUCAGGACUUAGAAGACAACACUGAUGUCUUCAGUUGCAGCUGUGGCACAGUAUCGAACAGUCCUAUACACUGGAGGACAGGAACACCAGCUGAAGCUAAAGAAAACUCUGAGAAAUUAGUGAAGAUUUUAGCCACAAUAGAAAAGGAAGAAUUUAUGAGAAGUCUAACUCAUCCUUCCAGGUCUGAGUCUGUUUCUGAACCUGUUAUUUUUGAUACACCCAUGGAUGAAUAUAUUUUAUCAGAUGAUGCUGAUUUGAAUUUUGGAUACUUUGAAGUAGAAGAAAGAUGUAGAAAGUCUUUUGAGGCUUGGCAGGACAAACAAAAAGAACUAGAAGAAAAAGACAAAGAAAUACUUGAAGCUCAGAGUUAUAUAGAGAAACAGAAAUUUCAAGAAGAUGAUGAAAAGAGACAUUGCUGGAUGAAGCAGUUUGAAGUUGAAAAGAAAAAAUUAGAGAGUCUUCAGAAGCAAGAUCAGGACAAAAUGAAUGAUGAACUCCAGAAAGAAGAGAAAAUGUGGAAGGAGAAAUACAGACAGCAUCAGGAACUUAUUAGAAACUUAGAUUUACAAAUGGAGGAGGAAAGAACAAUAUUAAGUGAGCUGCAAGAAAAAGAAAAAGCACGUUUGCUAAACUUGAGGCAUAACGCAGCUGUAAAAAUUCAAGCUAAAUACAGAGCAUUAGUAACUUACCGAAAAUAUAACCCAAUCAUAAAAGAGCAAAUAGAAAAUAAGAAAAGGAAAGAGCAGGAGUGGAAAGAGAGGGAAGCAAAGAUCCGACAGAAGGAGGAAGAAAGAAGAAAAAGAAUUAAAGAGGAACAGAGGCUAGAGGAGGAAAGAAAGAAUAAGAUAAUGGAGGAAAAGCGAAGGCGAGAAAGGGAAUAUGAAGAGAAAAAGAGCACCCUGAGACAAGAGAGAGAACAACAGAACAAGGAAAAAGUGCGACCUAGAGAAGAUUGCCGCCAACUUCUAAUCAUUAGCUGUGCUUUAAAGGAGGGAAAAAGUAACGGCAAGCAGCAAGCUGCUGCAAAUAUGUCAAAAAAUAAGAGUGCUGAAGAAUUAGUGGACACCAGCUCGGAGAAGAAAGAAGAUGCUUGUCUAGUUCAGCAAUCCAACAAGAGAGAAAAUGUGCAUAAAGGACAUAAACAGCUGACAUUGAAAGAAUCGAUCGGAAUAAAAUUAAAACCAAGACAGACAGUUUUAGCAGAAUUAAAGAUGAAUGAAAAAAACGAAAAUUCACCUAAGUUAAAAGUGGAUGGAAAUAGUGAGAACAUAUCAAAAAAACAAUGUUCAGAAAAUGUAGCUAACCAAGAAAUUAACUUUACAAACAUAGACCAGACAAAAGAAUUUAAAAACUCAGACCUAAAGGAAAAUGUGAAUAAAGACUGCCUGGAGCAAGAAGUAAAGUGUCAAACUCAGAAAGAGGAAAGUGGGGAGCAUGCCACCACGGAGAAUGCAGGACAAGAAACCCAAGUCAUGCUUGGAUUCAAUCCAGAAGCGAGCGAAGAGGACAAUAAUGAAGCACAGGAAGUCAUCAAGGAAAAUCAAGAGAGACUGGCUGAAAAGAUAGGACAAAGAGCGACAAUAGAGCAAGAUGGAUCAUUGCAUGAAGAGAAUAAUACUUCGGCUACUGCCAUGCAAAAAGACCCACAGUCACUAAUACUAGAAAAUCCUGAACACGUAGAAAGAAAUGUAAUACUAGAAGACAAAGAGACAGACUUAAAAUCAAAAAGAAUUGAGGAAAUACCAGAAGACAGUGUGUGCAGCUCUGAUGCCAUCUUUAACUCAGAUGCCUCUGCGCACACAGAAGACAAGGCAGACCAGCAGUGUUCUGUCUCAGGCAAAGUCAUGCCCAAUGAAGAAACUGGUAACCACAGUUCCUUGGUCAGUGAAGAAGAGGAGGACUCUCCUAAGUCUGAAAGUAAAGAAAUUGUGGAACAAUGGAAGCCAGAGAAGGAUGAAAGUGACAGUGCCCUGACCUGCUCUGUGUCACAGAUAACAGUUUUAUCUUUCAUUGAGGAAAGGAGACUAGCUUGGAUAAAAUCAUUUAAACCUUGGCCUGAAAUCUUUGAACAAAAUCAACUCAAGAAAAUCACUAAAAGAAAGAAACUCGUGAGGUGUCCAGCAAAUACAAUGCCUCCUUUGGAUUCAUUAGCCAUUCUCCAGCAUGGCCCUUGGAAUACUUUACAGCAGGUUACAGACAUCACGUUUCAGGAUUUGCCCGGCUGUAGUCUCUCUACACUGGCAGACUACUCAAAUCUUCAGCUGCUGUCUCUUCGACGCUGUGGGUUAACUUCCUUGCACAGCCUGAGCCAAUGCCAAAAUCUUAAGUACAUCGAUGUACAGGAAAACCACAUUGAGACUAUCGAUUGUGAAAAUUUGGAAAAUCUCUGUGUUGUUCUUCUUAAUGAAAACCUGCUGACUUCUAUUCAUGGUUUUGAUGGAUGCACUAAUAUACAAUGCCUUGAACUUUCACAUAAUAAGAUCAUGAGAAUCAGUGGUCUAGAAUCUUUGAAACAUCUUCAGCAACUAACCGUGGACCAUAAUCAGUUAAUUAGCACUAAAGGUCUUUGUGAAGUACCCACCAUCGUUCACCUGGAUUGCUCUCAUAAUCACCUUACUGAGGUUGAUGGCAUCGGAAAUUGUGGAUUGCUCCAAAUAGUAAAGUUACAGGGAAACUACCUAAGAGAGCCUCCAUCCUUAAGAAAUCAUGUUCUGCUUAGAGAACUGCACUUGGAUGACAACAGUAUCUCAAGCAUUGAAGAACUUUCUUCCUGUUGGCUGCCUUUACUACAAGAUCUAAGUAUCUCUCAAAACAGUUUAACAACAAUUGUACCACUUUUUCAUUUUGUGUCUUUGGAAAAACUAGACGUCAGGAACAAUUGUAUUUCUGAUCUAACAAAUAUUGUGGGUUGGUUCAGUGCAUGUUACUCUCUCCGUGAGCUUUGUCUCACUGGAAACCCAGUACUCCAGGAAAUAAACUGGAGGGAUUCUAUAAUCACAACAUUACCUGCUCUGAGAGUCCUCAAUGGUGACAUACUAAACACUUACUCUGAGGUCCACAUUGAGGAACACUGUCAUCAAGACCUGAAAUGUUUCUUGGUUCUUUGUCAGUGCCAACUUCAAGAGUUUAAAUCAUUAACUGACAAGUAUAUCACACAGAAAGGGGACAGUCUUACUUUGCAUGCUGGGGACAAACUCUCUCACUACUAUGAAAACUUAAUGAAACUCAGUCAUGAAUGCAGACGAGCACAUGAACAUGGGGAUUUGGAAAUCAAGAGGGCGGAACCAGAAACGGAGAAAAAAGACCCAGCCUUCUCAAACAGCACACUGCAAAACGAGGUCGUUCAUUAUAAUAAUUGUAAAGAUAUUUGUAGAGAUAUUUCUGAGGACCUGGUGGACUCUGGCUAUGGACCCUCCCCAUUAAACAGGGAAGAACUGGAGGGAAGGAGUCUGGAAAAACUUACGGCGCAGAAGAAUGAACCCAGCAGGUUAAGCAGUCUUCCCACCGGAAGAGCCUCGUUCUUAGAAACGGAAAUGGAAAAUUCCCCAAUGAGCAAUCGACAUGCUGAGCAAAGUGAAGCAAUUAAGGCAGCUGUGCUGAUCCAAGUCCAAUGGCGUCGUUACAUUGCACACAGACAGAUUAAUUGCUCUGUAAAAAUGCAUUCUACCACAACAGAAACCCUGCAUAAUCCCUUCAUCAUCAACCAGACUACUUCAAAUAAAGAAAGAAGAGAAAAUAUUAUGAAUAUUCAAGAACAAAGGGAGAAGGCUGCUCUUCAUAUUCAGGCAGUUUGGAAGGGCUUUAUUUUACGAAAGAAACUGGUGACUGCCCUAGAGGCUGUGAGGAAUGAAGAAUCUGGAGAAGAAUACGAAGAAAUAGAUUUAGAGGACUUUACAUAUAAUGAGGGUAUCUUGGAGAACGAAUGGCCAGCUUUAGAUUCCACUGGGUUCCCUGCACAAACACUGCCUCUCUCCAACCAGCUGCCCUGGCCAAAGACCCCUCAGACUUUGAAACAUGGUGAACCUUCACUUACUGUACCAACUCGUCCAGCUCAAGCAUGGCUAAACAAUGAGAAAGAAAACGUGUUUUCACCAGAACACACACAGUUAAGUAGCAGAUCAGAAAACAAAACUUUAUCCUGGACCCCUGAAUCAAAGUCUAGUAAGAAGAGUUUACUACAAUCUGAAAAAGAAGAAAAAAUUUCAGAAGAAUGGGGCUUUAAAGACAUCUCUACAGCUCAGCAAAUGCUAAAGAGAGCACAGAAAAUGAAAUCAAAAAAAUUAAGGAAAAAAUUAGAACCCUCUGUGCGACUAGCAUUAUUCAAAAAAAACAGAAAUAAAGUUCUGGUUACAAAGUCACCAAAGAAGACACAGCUCAGAAGAGACAGUUACAUUGAAGAUGAGGAGGAAGAUGCAGUUUCCAAGGCAACCACUGAAAAUGAGAAGUUAGAGAGGAGUAAGGAGUACACAUACCAGUGGCUUCAUACACAAGCUGGCUUUUCUGAAACAACUAGUUCCAGAAACCAAAAAUGCAAUCACUUCUUGCCUGAGUUAGAUCCCGAUGUGCUUAAUGGUGGAAGAGUUCAACUUGUGGCAAGACUUGUAAGCAGAGAAGACACGGAUUUAGACCUUUUUUCCAUGACCAGUGGAAACACUUUGUCUGUGAACAAAGAAAAAAAAAUCCAGGCACACAGAUAUGCAGCAGGAUCCUCAAGUUGCUCAAGCAAGGGGAUAAUUGCACCAAUGAUAACAAAUACAAGACCUUCUAUUAAAGAGCGCAUAUCGUUCCGUGACAAUCCUGUUCGACUCAGUGGUGGAUGGGGAAGUGGCAAAAAGAAGGCAAAAUUCUCCACCUAAUGCUUCCUGCUCCAACAUUCCAAAUGCAGAGCACAUGACUGAGUUAUUUCUACAGAUAUCUGGUCCUGUUAUCAGUUGUGAACAAAGUUUCAGGGUGUUGCAUUUAAAUGUUCCUUAUGAUAGUUCAUAAUGUAGUUUUCUAGGAGCAGUAACCUUCCUUCUCAUAAUAAAUGAGAAGCAAUAAGAGUUUGUAGUCCCUCUUGUGUACUUGUAGAAUGGCCUUAUCCCUCAAUAAUUCCUGAAAUACUGCAGGGCAAUUUGUACAUACACUUUCCCCUUUGGUUUAUAUUUUAUGACACAUAUACUCAAGGUUAUUAAUUAUUUUAAUAUAAUGUGUAAAGGAGUAUAACUAUGUUGAUAUUGCUUAGAGAAAUAUUCGUGGAUAAUUACUACAUUAAUAAGUAUCAAUGGAUAUUUCUUAGAUUUGUAAAUGAUAAACUAUAAUGUGGUAAUUCAAAAUAAAUAGUGAAAAUCAAUAUUUUUAUUUUACAGCUUCUUAGAAUUUAUUAUGCUAAUAAAAUAUAUGUACCAUUUAAGUUAAAAUGACAGAUAAAUUUAAACAAUAAUAGACCUAAUAAUUUGAAAGUUUAUCUGUAAUGUUUCAUUCAUGUAUAUCUUAUCCUUGUUUAUAAAAGGUAGAUGUGAAUUCUGAUUAUUUAAAAUCAUUCAACUCAUUUACACAUACUCAAUCACUUUGAAUUUUGUUAAAGCACAUAUCAAUUGCCAUUUUAUUUUUUUUCAAAGCUGAAAACCAUCAUUUGAAAAUAUUAGUAUAUUUUUUUCUUAAUUACAGAGAAGUUUUACUAAAUUUUACUAGUAUGAGGAUAAUUUUCUCCUAGUCUUAGCUAAUACAGUAUGCAAAAUAUUGCGUUCAACUCAGGACUCAGGGGGUCUAUUUCUCUGCAUCUGGAAUGCCUUUCACGAAGCUAAAGCCAGGGUUCUCCAGUGACUCUCCAUAGUGCACUCUGUGUAAUAAGAUCCAGUGAACUUCAGCUUUCUCUUUUGUUUCCCCUGCUCUCCACUGAAAUUCUUCAUCCAGAAAUGACUAAACAGAUUUCCAGAUACAUUUGUUUAGUUCUUAUCCCCAUGUACUUUUGGAGUCCUGUUGCAUUUCAAACCUGUAAAUCUCUUUUAACCUGAUUGAGAUAGAAAUGUUAAUGAGCCUUGAGCUGUCAAUCUAUAAAGAAAACAUUGAUUCAUAUGUUUUAACCUAGAAAUUGAGCUCCACAUGUAUUUGUUUUUGUGAACACUGUUAGGUCAUCCCUUUGCUAACAACAUCCACAAAUCAGCAUAAUGUAAUGAUGGAAAAUAUUUUAUCUCAGUUUAUUUUCAACUUGGAAGGAGAAAACCACAUUAAAGCUGACAUUGAUAGGGUUUUAUGGUUCAUAUACUUACCCAAUGAAGUGGAAAGGCUAGUAUGAGAAAUAAGAUGUUUAUUAUUAAACUGUUUUAGUAUAUAAAAUAAACUUCAUAGUUUUUUUCUGUAACUUUUGUGAUUUUUUUCAUAAUAUUGUGAAGAUCAUUGGUAUUGAUACUCUUAAAUUUGUAGGUGAUGAUUGAUAAAUGUCAAUAAAAGUCUUUUCAGAUUAUGGUGUUUAAAUCUGAAGUUUUUUAUAAAAUGAUUUAUUGUGCCUACCCUAAAACUGAUUAUUCAAAGAACCUUAUAACUUCAAGCCUGUCAUUUUGUAGUAUUAGUAGUAUAUUUGUGCUCAUGGAACUGUUAUUUUUAAAAUUUAAUAAAGCAUCAAAAUAUUUGAACAAAGAA
This is a messenger RNA of Meriones unguiculatus (Mongolian gerbil), 6844 nucleotides long. It is a transcript of the gene Lrriq1, whose product is annotated as leucine rich repeats and IQ motif containing 1. The record is from RefSeq and is a predicted model, not a curated record. The transcript is spliced from 26 exons. Lineage: Eukaryota; Metazoa; Chordata; Mammalia; Rodentia; Muridae. Bases 1 to 5079 code for a protein of 1692 amino acids. Gene Ontology annotation, molecular function: protein binding.